CCGUACGCACACUGGUACUUAACCGAUUUACGAACCUCCCGCCUGGAUUGAACCGGACGCGUUAAUACAGAAUGUAGGCGUGUUCGUCGUGCCCGAAAUUUCAUAAUAAAAAUCUCGAUACAGAACAUUAACUUUUAUCAAAAUAAUAUGUCUGAUGUCGAAAAGUUUAGCUCGUUUGAAGUUGGCCAACGCUUUCGAUGCGAACGCAAUACAACGCAUGUUUUGUGUCUUCGUACGUCGGGCUCGAAUACAUAAAUGAUAAUAAUCAUAAUAAUGACAGCGGCACAGCGGGUACCUAAUUACUAUAAUAUAGUCCGCAGCUUACAUUUACCGCUCUUCCAUCGCCCCACCACCAAACACCCGACAACGACUAUGCACGUUUUCCCGUGGCAGUAGGCAGAUGAAAAAUUGAUAAAUCACAUCCAUUGCUGUUGACUUGUGUUCAAUCUUCAAUCUACUACCGUUGUGUCAAAUUGUUGGUAUUGUGCUACACAUCCUAAUUUUUGUGCUUCAUAUUUGAUAAGAAGAAAUAUUUCUUUUUCUUACCUGGCAUAAUGACGUACCAGACAGUUAAAACAUUUUACAAAAACAAAAACAUAUUCCUAACUGGUGGUUCUGGUUUUGUUGGAGUUUCUUACAUAGAAAAAGUACUCAGAAGUAUGCCGGAUGUCGGGAAUAUAUUUAUUUUACUUCGCCCACGAAAGGGACAAGGCAUCCAAGAAAGAUUGGAUACUAUGAAAAACAAUUCGGUAUUUGAUGUUAUCAAAACUUCUGAAGGUUUUGAUGAAUUAUUAAACAAAAUAAAACCUGUAUGUGGAGAUAUAUCUGAGGAAAAUUUGGGAUUAUCAGAUGACGAUUUCAAAAUGUUAUGUGACAAUGUUAAUAUUGUGGUUCAUUGUGCAGCCACAUUAGAUUUUGAAACCGAUCUUAAAACAGCUAUAACAGUAAACUUAUUGGGUACCAAACGUAUAGUAGAGCUAAGCAAAAAAAUUAAAAACCUUCAAUGUUUGUUGCAUGUGUCUAGUGCCUAUGUUAAUAGUAAUAAAAAUUAUGCAAUGGAAAAAAUUUAUGAUGCACCAGCGAACUAUAAUGAUGUUAUUAAUUAUGCUCAAACUAUGGAUACCGAGAAAUUAAACAGCAGUGCUGAAAAAAUUAUGGGAGAUCACAUUAAUACUUAUACAUUCACUAAAGCUUUGGCUGAACAUGUCAUUAAUGAUGCCAGAAAUAUUAUUCGUACCUGUAUAGUACGACCAAGCAUGAUUGUUGCUGCAUGGAAAGAACCCAUUGAAGGCUGGACAGUAUCAAAAAAUGGUCCUCAAGGAUUCAUAAUGGGUGCUUCAAAGGGUGUAGUAAGGCGUUUACCAGUAAACAAGUUUUUAAUAUAUGAUUAUAUUCCAGUAGAUGUAGUAAUAAAUACAAUGAUUGCUGGUACAUGGUUUAGUGCUCAAUUGCCAGAUAGUACACCAACCGUAGAUGGACAAACGCCAAUAUUUCAUUCUACAACAAGCACAUGUAAUCCUUUCCGUUGGAAUGAUAUCUCAUCAAUAUUGACAACUACUUUACAUAAAUAUCCCAUACGUGGAGCUGUGUGGUAUCCAAAUAUAAAAUUUUUGCCCAAUUUAUUCAUGUAUUGGAUUUCUUCGGCCAUUUUUCAUUUUAUUCCAGCUUAUAUAUUAGAUUUUGUUACCAAAAUUUUUGGUGGAAGACCAAUCCUUGUACGAUUACAUAAAAAUGUGAACCGAUCACUCAGCAAACUUGCACCAUUUAUUUUUAACGAAUGGAAAUUUGAUAAUGCCCGUACACUUUGUCUACAAGAAGAAUUAAGUGUGGACGACCAAUCUACAUUUUACAUUGAUCCUACAUCCUUAAAUUGGACUCCAUAUUUUAUAAACCUCACAUUAGGUGUACGGAAAUAUUUACACAAAGAAAGUGAUAAAACAAUGAAACAAGCUAUAAAGAAAAAUUUUAUGUUGAUGUUGGCUAAUACUGGUAUUCAGUUAUUGGUAGUGACUGGAAUUUGGUAUUUAUCUUCAUUCAUAACUGGUACACCAUUCUUAUCCAACUAUUGGGCUGCAUUAAUAGUUGUUGUUUUCGGAUAUAUUUUUUAAGUUCACUAAUUGAUAUAAUAGUAGUUAAUAGUUUUCAAUAUGGAUUGGCUUUGGUUUGUAAUUUAUAAAAAAUACCAUUGAAGUAAUUAAAUCAUUAUAUAUAUAUUUAU
This is a messenger RNA of Diuraphis noxia (Russian wheat aphid), 2218 nucleotides long. Its product is annotated as putative fatty acyl-CoA reductase CG8306. Gene Ontology annotation, molecular function: alcohol-forming very long-chain fatty acyl-CoA reductase (NADP+) activity. The record is from RefSeq and is a predicted model, not a curated record. Lineage: Eukaryota; Metazoa; Arthropoda; Insecta; Hemiptera; Aphididae. Gene Ontology annotation, biological process: long-chain fatty-acyl-CoA metabolic process. Gene Ontology annotation, cellular component: peroxisome.